AUGAAGAGAGAAAGGGAGGAAGACAGUGAAGAUGAAGUCUUUGAAAGAAGAAGAAAAGUGCACAAGCAGGAAAAAGACGUAAAAGACGAAAUAGAGGAUCUUUUCGAAGAGAACUCAACAGAGCAUAGUGUUGAGGAAAAAAGCGAAGAAAUCAACUCGUGGGGGAUAACAGGCGGAGUGGCUGCGGGCGUGCUUUCAAAGAUCUUUGGAGACGGAACAGACUAUCUGCAAACGCUUGAGUACUACUCCAGGCAAAAUGUGCCGGAAGAGGCGGCGCAGGAGGACCCGAAAGACGCCGGCGAAGACGCGAAGGGCGUUGAUCAGGAGGAUCUGGUUGAAAGAGUCUCGGAAUUUCUUCAGGAAACUGUUUCUUCUAUCCCCAGAAAAAGCAUUGAAAAGAUAGUCGCUGGCUUCGCUGGCGGAAGAAGCCUGGACGAGGUUGUGAUGGAGUCUUUCUACUGCCUGAACAGCCCGCAAAGCCACCUGGCGGUCCUCCAGGCGCGGGGCCUUGUUUGCUCGUACAAAGAAAGAAAGAAGAUAGUUUCCCACCUCCCCAGCACGGCUGACGAAAACAUAAAGGCAGUUGCAGCGUGCGCACACACGCUGAACACGCUCGAAGAAUGCACGCGGCUUCUGCAGUAUGUCUAUGGGCUGCAGUCGAAAACAUGCACAGACGAGGACAGAAAGGUCGCUGUAAAGGCAACGCACAGGAUGGUGUAUGGCGCAGGAGAGAGCCCGGAUGCUGCAGGCACAGAGGGCAGCUCUGGGAAGCUGAAUGGGCUUUUGUACAACCCGUGGAUAUUCCGAAUGGCCAUAGAGAUUGGCAUGGAGAUAUCUGAAAUUGAAAUUGUUGGAGGCGCCUCCGUGAAACUGCUGGCCCGAAUGGUGUCGGGCGCAGACAUGUACUUGCUGCAAAACCUCAGGGCCAGAGGGGGCUCGUACCGGCUGAUCAUAAACAAAGAAGAAACAGUCAAAAGAAUCGUGGAGAAGCUGAGGGGCGUGUGCAGCGAGGGGGCGCUGAAGGAGGCGGUUUUCCAGUUUGUUGAAAAGCUGGCAGAGGACAUUUGCCAGGGAGUGGAGAAAGAGCUGGCGCUUUUUUCAGAAGAGCACGUGAAAAUGGAGCUUCUGGGAAAGGCCUUGAGCAUUCUGGACAUGCUGCCGGGAAAGGAGCCGGUGCUUGGCCUGUGGGCGGACCGGGGAAAGUUUCGGUACGCAAAAGUCGACAGCCGAGAAGCAGUGCUUGCAAGCGGGGUGGUGCAGGGAAGAGACGCUCUAAACUUGGAUGAGCACAGAGGCAUAGUUGCGGUUUCCGGGAAGGGGUACAAGCUCAAGCAGCUUGCCAGGACAGAAAACAAAGCUUACAUUGCAGAAGGCGUUUUGAGGGCCAUGGGCGAGCCAAAGGACUUUCCAGUGCUUCUGUGCAAAGCGGUGAGAAACCCGCUGAGCGCAAUAGAAGGCCUUAUGGGGUGCGAGAAGGAGAUGCCAGCCAUAGUUCCGAUGCAGAGAAUGCUGAAGAAAAACGCUGCAGUGGAGGUGCUGGAGUACGCUGCUGCAUACAAAAAAGCAGAGGCAAGUGUGUGCGCCUCGCCCGAGUAUGCGCAGAUGAAGAAGGAGGUCUACGAGUUUGUGAAAAGCGGAGGAGACCCUGAGAUUGUUCUGGUAGACAGCUGCGCUUCCUGCGAGGAGGUCCGCAGAGCGGUUAAAGAGACGGUUGUUCCGCACACAGGAUGGAACAGGCCCAUAAACGAGCCCGUGAUCGAAAACAAAGUAUACCGGAAGGCGUACACGCAGUGUGUGGGCCGGCUGGAGGGCAUUUCAGAGGUUUCUUCGGGGAAGGGUCUGGGGAAGGACGAAGAGUUUAUGUUGUACAACGGCAUAUCCGAAGAAGAGUUUCUGUGCAUGCAGACUUCGUGGAGCCUUUCUUCAGGAGCAAAGAUAAGCAUGCCGGGGAAGGUGCUGGGCGGAACCAUAGUAAAGGCCGGGCAGGAGACGCAGAUAAGGCUGAGCAACGGGGUGUUUGCAGUGCUGGGGGAGGUCGCGAGAGAGGGCCUGGUCAACGGGCAGGAGCUGCAGGUGCGCGUGUGCGGGCUGGACAUGCUGAACUACAGAGCUGUUGUGAAGGAAGAGAAGAAGGGCGGCGAGAAUUUGCUUAGGGCGGCGUCGCACUGGCGAGUGAAGAGCGUUUCGGCAAAGAUGGCCUGCAGGCUUCUGAAAGACAAGAAGUUUGGGUCUUAUGUGCUGCGCGUGUCUUCGUCCCACCCAGACUCGCUGAUUCUCACAAUAAGAAUCACAGAAAACCCAGACAAGUUCUUCUGCGUGCACACCCGAAUAAAGGAAAUCCGGAACGGAUACGAGCUGGAGGGACGCGUCUUUAGCGACAUAGAGAGCAUCACAGAAACAUAUAUACCAAACUAUCUGAAAACCGUCCGGCGGAUUAUGGAGCACAGAAAGUUCACCACCGAGCCCGUGGAGGCGAUAAAGCAGAGGCUCGCGCAGGGAAAGAAAAAGGAGCUCUCGGAAAGAUGUGCGCUUUCCGUGUGCAAGACAACGCCCGGAUGCGCCUUGUUUGUGUGCAUGAUGCCUGGAGAGGAGGCGCAGGAAGUUCUGCUUCCCAUCACGGAGCGCGGCCUGUACUUUGACAGAAAAGUGUACGCCAAGCCAGAGGAUUUCAUCAGCGCAUUCGAGAAGAGGAGGCUGCAGGAGUAG
Messenger RNA from Nematocida major, 2706 nucleotides. RefSeq lists its product as uncharacterized. Lineage: Eukaryota; Fungi; Microsporidia. Gene Ontology annotation, molecular function: histone binding; nucleosome binding. The transcript has a single exon. The coding region runs from base 1 to 2706 and encodes 901 amino acids. Gene Ontology annotation, cellular component: transcription elongation factor complex. The record is from RefSeq and is a predicted model, not a curated record. Gene Ontology annotation, biological process: nucleosome organization; transcription elongation-coupled chromatin remodeling; positive regulation of transcription elongation by RNA polymerase II.